This is a messenger RNA of Phyllotreta striolata, 8652 nucleotides long. The record is from the annotation of a GenBank genome assembly. Lineage: Eukaryota; Metazoa; Arthropoda; Insecta; Coleoptera; Chrysomelidae.
AUCAGAAAUAACUAGUGGUGUUAAGUCGCGCUCAUCGACAUCAUGGCUGUCAGUAUAAAUUUGUUCAUUGAAGGAUGAGCUUCCCCUCUGUGAAAUUUACAUAUAAAAACAUUUUGUUGUUAAUUUUAUCAUUGGAAAAUGUGUUAAUUAGUGCUAGAAGAUACAUCAUGUUGUCUCAAAUUAAAUAACUUUCCAGAUUCUGCUGUUUUUUGGACUAUUUGAGUUUGUAUUACAUUCCAAAGAUGACAUCAAGUAGACUCGAUCGACUGUUCGUGCUCUUGGAAAACGGCAGUUCGUCCGUGACCAGAUCGGCCGCGGCCAGACAACUGGGCGAGGUCCAGAAGCUGCACCCGCACGAGCUGAAGACCCUUCUCUCGAGGCUCGCCGCCUACCUGAGAUCGAGCUCGUGGGACACGAGAAUAGCCGCCUCCGAAGCGGUCCGAGCCAUCGUCUCCAACGUGCCGCAAUGGGACCCGCCGGGCGUCGCCACGAAAUCAGAAGAAGAAGAUCAAAUGCCUUCGUUGUCGGGAAUAGGUAGAUUGUGCUUCGCUAACUUCAAUAUGGCCACCGUGUUGGCGAACAGUUCGCAUCUCAUGGCUUCGGAGGGAAAAGAGUUCGAUGUAGAGGAAGAUUCUACCAUAGAUGUUAAACAAAGAAUGGCCAAGCAACGUCAACAGUUGAACGCUAAAUUAGGCCUCAACAUAGCCGCUCAAAUCGGCAUAGACACUUCGAAUAUCUUUACAAACGAAGAUCUGAUCAACAAUUCCGAAAAAAACCAUUGCGAUGCAAAGAAAAACGUUACAGAGGUAAUAUCGCCUUUGAACAAGGAAUUGAGCUUGAGGGAAAUCAACCGAGCGAAGCGGAAAGCCAGACAGGCCGUGAAUAAACAGCGAUCCAGGGAUAAUGUGUUUGAGGAAAACGGUUCCGAAGAACCCGACAAGAAGAAGAUCAAGAGCGAAUCGAAAGAGGAAUGUGCCAUUCAAUCGGAUUUGGAAGCGGGAGAUGCGGGCGAUUGGCCGCUAGAAUGGUUCUGCGAUCUGUUGAGCCAAGAUUUGUUCAGUUCCAGUUGGGAAACGCGACACGGGGCCGGAACGGCCCUUAGGGAAAUUUUAUCGGUGCACGGAUCCGGCGCCGGAAAGACUACAUAUCUUUCAACGCAACAAAAUUUAGAAAACCACGAGAUUUGGUUGGAAGAUAUGGCCAUACGAUUGUUAUGCGUUCUAGCAUUGGACAGAUUCGGCGAUUUCGUUUCCGAUGCCGUCAUAGCGCCGGUCAGAGAAACCUGCUCGCAAGCGCUGUGCGCCGUUUUGAAACUGAUGCCGUCCCGAGCCUGCUCCGAAGUGUUGAAGGUUUUAUUGCAACUAAUGGACCACAACGAAUGGGAGGCCAGACACGGCGGCCUACUAGGGUUAAAGUACCUGCUGGCGGUGAGAGACGAUAUGAUAGAUGUUUUCUUACCGGAAAGCUUCCCGUUCAUUCUCCAAGGAUUGUCCGAUUCCGUCGACGACGUGAGCGCCGUGGCGGCCUCGGCUCUGAUACCGGUCGCUGGAAAAUUGACGGAAUUAGUGCCGGAAUCCUUGCCGACGGUGAUCGCGAAGCUGUGGGAAUUGCUGUCGGAGCAAGACGAAUUGGCGGCCGCCUGUAACAGCUUCAUGGGUCUACUGGCGGCCAUUUUGAACUUGCCCAAAGUCCAGGAAAUCUUACCGCCUCAACCUCUCAACGACGUCAUACCGGUUUUGUGGCCCUUUUUGUCCCACGGCACUUCGUCCGUUAGAAAAGCGACGUUGCAAACAUUGAAUACAUUGACCGAGAAACCGGCCGACGCGGAGACCAUCCCGUGGGAGGCGCCGCUGCUGCAGGACGGCCUGCGGCACAUCUACCAGCGCGUGCUCGUCGAAUCGAACCCCGACGUGCGUUCGGCGGCCGAGAAAGUGUGGAACAACCUGGUGACGAACGCCGCGCUGGUGGAAUUGCUGCACGCCGCCUGUCCGUUCAUCACGCUGUGGCUCUAUCUGAGCAUGCAGCCCAUUCGGGUGCCGUUCGACGCGAAUUUUCUGAUACUGGCCAAGUCGCAGCGCAAGAAACACGACGCGCUGAGCGCUUUCGAUCACGCCGUGAUGCCGCCCAAAAUGUACAUAGGCGGCAUCGAGACGACGCCGUUGUGUUUGAGAGAGCAAAACGCGAUUCCGGUGCGAUGCUCGACGUCGAGGAUGCUGGGGUUGUUGUCUCGUUACAUUGUAAAACCGGCGCCCGGCGUGGAUUACGUUUCGAGCGGUUUGGAAAGCCCUAUGGAUUCGUACGAGAAGGUUCUUUUGGUUCAUUUGCAAUCCAAAUCGGCUGUUCAACGUAUGGUAACAGGUUUGGUAAUUUCGGAGUGGGCCAAGGUAGACCAAGAAACCACCGCGUGCCCGCCUAAUCUACUGACUUGCCUGCAUCAGUGUUUAGACGAGUACGUGUAUUUCGAUGAAAUAGCCCACGGUUUUACAAGACUAGCUCAAGAGACUAAAGACUUCCUGGCCACCCUGAGACAUUACAAAGUUCCUAUAAACGUCGCCAACGACAACGUACUGACCUUGGAACAAAUUAAAAUAAUGACGGGUCCUCAAACUCAGGAGAUUCUAGUCAACAGUAAAUUGAAACCAAAGAUAUUAGAUAGUUUGGAGGAGAGAAGACGGAGCAUUCAGGCUUCCGUUAUACAAACCAGCAAGGAUCAAAACAUGUUAAACAUCAGUACGCUCGGCACAUUGGCUUGUGCUGUUGUGAUGUUCAAAGCGUUACCGGAAAAACUGACGCCCGUUAUAAAACCGCUUAUGAUAUCGUUAGCGUGCGAACGCGACGAGGAUUUGCAGAAAAUAUCGGCCGAACAUCUCGCUAUUUUACUGGAUCAGGUUCGAUCCAGACAGGUCAAUCCGCACGAUAAAGUUAUCUCGAGGCUUUGCGAAUUUUUAAGGAGCGAUCCGGAAUUUACGCCGGUUAUUCAUAAACAAGCGGGAGAAAAUAGUUCAUCGACUAGGGAACCCCCGAAACAGGGUAAUUACAAUGGGAUUCUAACGCUUAGUAAUUUACAAAGAAACGCUGAAAGGUCAGCGUUGAAACGAUGCAACAGCACCGGAAGAGGUCCUGGAAGACCUCCUGCGACCGAUAUACCGAUUGAAGAGCUGUUUAAAGAGGAAGAUGAGACCCAGAAAGAUAACUUCGUGAAGAGACGAGGAGGUACCUUGGCGCUGGUUGCUUUGGUUAAACAUUUUGGCGAAAACCUACCCGAUCACUUGCCCAAAUUGUGGGAAUUCAUAAUAGGACAUUUGAACGAAACCGUAGAUCCUUUUAAUUUCAUCGCUAGCGAUAUGUUGAACAAAGACGACAAAGCCGAGGAGCUUCUGUGGGCUCUGCAGGUAUUGGAAGUAACGACGAGCAGUUUGCACAAAUCCCUGUUGCCCAAAGUAAUGCAAGUGUCGUUAAUUAGACUUUGCGUGUUACUUUCGCACCCUUACAAGGCCGUCAGGCACCUAGCCUCGCGUUGUUUGGGAGUUUUCGCUAAAUUGGAUUCCGUUAAAGUCAUGGAGAUGAUUGUAAACAUUGUUUUGCCUAAACUCGGCGCCACAGAUUGCGAUAUCGAUAGACAAGGCGCUGUAGAAGCAAUAGCGUGUAUCGUAGACGAGCUGAAAUACGAAAUAAUUCCGUACGUAGUGUUACUGGUAGUUCCUUUGUUGGGUAGAAUGUCCGAUCAAAAUAUGUGCGUUAGGCUUAUGGGGACCCACAGUUUUGCUACUCUUAUUCAAUUGAUGCCGUUGGAUGGAGGCGUACCCGAACCACCUGCAUUAAAAGGGAGCGUUUUGAACAUUCAACGGGACAAAGAGAGGGAAUUCUUGCGCCAAUUGUUGACGCCUUCAUCGAUACCUGAUUACCACGUACCUGUACAAAUCGAAGCGCAGUUGAGGAGUUACCAGCAAGCCGGCGUGAACUGGUUGGCAUUCUUAAACAGGUACAAGCUACACGGCAUCUUAUGCGAUGAUAUGGGUCUCGGAAAAACGUUGCAAAGUAUUUGCAUAUUGGCCGGGGACCAGUUCGAUAGGGAGCAAAAGUUCAAGGAAACGAAAUCGCCCGAUUGCGCUCCUUUACCCUCGAUGGUAAUUUGUCCUCCCACUCUGACGGGUCACUGGGUGUACGAAAUUGAGAAAUUCCUCAAGCAAAAGUAUCUACGUCCUCUUCAAUACAACGGAUCGCCCACCGAGAGGGAACGAUUGAGGCAAAAGUUCAAAAAAUACAACGUCAUCGUGGCCUCUUACGAUAUCGUUCGUAAGGAUAUUUCGUUCUUUUCGCACAUCAAAUGGAACUACAUAAUAUUAGACGAAGGCCACAUCAUAAAGAAUGGUAAAACGAGAACUAGCGUGGCUAUAAAAGCUCUAAUCGCCAACCACAGACUGAUUCUUAGCGGAACGCCUAUACAAAAUAACGUUCUGGAACUGUGGAGUCUCUUCGAUUUCCUGAUGCCCGGCUUCCUGGGCACCGAGAAGCAAUUCACCGCGCGUUAUUCCCGACCGAUUUUAGCCAGCAGGGAUCCCAAGAGCUCGCCCAAGGAACAAGAAGCCGGCGUUCUAGCCAUGGAUGCUCUACAUCGUCAGGUUCUACCGUUUCUUUUGAGGAGAAUGAAGGAGGACGUACUGGAAGAUUUACCGCCGAAGAUAACGCAAGAUUACUACUGCGAGUUGAGUCCGUUGCAGGAACGGCUUUACGAAGAUUUCUCCAAGAGCCAGGCGCACCAAACCCUACAGGAAUCGAUUUCUUCUGGUGGGACAACCGGCUCCAUUCACGAGACGCAUAUCUUCCAAGCGCUGCGCUAUCUUCAGAAGGUUUGCAAUCACCCGAAGCUGGUUUUGAAUUCGUCGCAUCCGCAUUACACUUCGAUCAUUUCGUCGUUGCAAGAACGCAAUUCGAGAUUGGAAGACAUCAAUCAUUCAGCUAAAUUGCCGGCGUUGAAGCAAUUGCUACAAGAUUGCGGGAUAGGUGUUAACGAAAGCACCGAUAAGGAAUCCGCGGAUUUGGUAAUCAAUCAACACAGGGCGUUAGUUUUCUGCCAGCUUAAAGCCAUGUUGGACAUAAUCGAAGAGGAUUUGUUGAAGAAGAACAUGCCCGGUGUGACUUACUUGAGACUGGACGGGUCUAUACCGCCUAUUCAAAGACAUUCGGUGGUUACCAGAUUUAAUAACGAUCCUUCGAUCGAUGUGUUAUUACUGACGACCCAAGUGGGCGGUUUGGGUUUGAACCUCACCGGAGCCGAUACUGUUAUAUUUGUCGAACACGAUUGGAACCCCAUGAAGGAUCUACAAGCGAUGGAUAGGGCGCACAGAAUAGGCCAAAGGAAGGUGGUAAACGUUUACAGAUUAAUUACAAGAGGAACGUUGGAGGAGAAAAUUAUGGGUUUGCAGAAGUUUAAAUUGCAAACCGCAAAUACGGUUAUAAGCGGUGAAAACAGCCAACUGGAAACGUUGGGAACUGAUCAAAUAUUGGACCUGUUCUCCCACAAAAAUUCGCCGAACGGAGAAAUAAACUCAUCCAAAUCGGGGACCGGAGGUAUGAAGGCCGUGCUGGAAUCAUUGCCGGAACUUUGGGACAGUACGCAGUACGACAACGAGUACGAUUUGUCUCAGUUCAUGUCGAAACUGAAGUAGAAUUAGAUAAACGUGGUAACUUUUUUUUCUGUACUAGAAGGUAUAAUGUUGCGAAAACAGUUGAGCAAUAACUUUGAAGUUGUCGGUUUUGUGCUCGCGAAAGUUUUACCAAAGAUUUAUUUAUUAUUAGAGUUAUUAUACUGGAUUUAUAAAAAAAUGCGUAAAUGUAAGUAAGCAUUUUGUGACAUUAUGAGAAAACUUGAAGAAUAUUCAUCAAAUAGCAAUUAAGUUUAAUAUGUGGCCAACCAUUUACAUUAAGCUAUUCUAUUUUCAUUUUUUUUUGUACUUAAACGCAUUUCGGUUCAUGUAGUAAUAAAAAGUAUCUUUAACCGAUAUACUUCAAUACAUAUUUUUUAAAACUAAAUCAUUCGAAUAAUAGUAGUGUAAUACAUUACUAUUUUUCUAAUAGAUUAUUUAUUUGUAGCAAUAAUGUAUUAGAAAUAGGUGUUUGAACGUAUUUAAUAGAAAAUGCACGUUUUGAAUUUCCGAAAUACAUUUCUUGUAAGCAACGCAAUAACUUUUAAUAGUGCAUUUAUUUGUUUUUUUAUGUUUCAAUUUACGAUGAAAACAAAUAAAGAUAACGCAGAAGUUUUCCUGUUUAUGAGCACCGACAUUCCAAUAAUUUAUUAAAAAGAUAUUUCAUUCAAUUCAACUUUAUUAAUAAGGUUAAUAAGUAUACAGAGAUUAUGUAGAUGUAGAACAAUAUCGCUUACAUGUAUUUUAAAUUAUAAACAUUCAGCAUUGUCUUCUACUUUUAAUGCUGUUUUUGCGUCUACAUAUUUUUUGAUCACCCUGUACCGUUCCUGCACAACCUAGAGUGGCCGCUACUACAACCUAUGGAAUUCUAUGUGUCUACAGGAAAAAUAUUUUUACUUUUAAAAAUUUAGUGAAAUCACAGCUCUUGUUCAAAAUCAUAUUGUUAUUAUUUAAAUUGAGUUAAUUGUAGAGAAGCAUGCCUAAAACUGCCCAGUAAGACAAAAAUAUUGUAUUAUGCAAAAAAUGAUUGUAUUGUAGUAAUGAUAAAUUUUUUAAAAAGUAAAAAUAUUUUUAUUAUUACUUCUAAUUAUUGCAUGAAAGCUAACAAUAUAUGAUUGCAUACAAGCAGUAUAUUUUUCUAGUUUAAAUCACAUAUUUUGAUAAGCACUUUAUAUAGAUAUAGUUAAUUUUAACAAGAGAAUAAAAAAAUAUUCCCCUUGUUUGUCGGAUUACACUUUUUUAAUCUCUGUAGGAUAUAACAGCAUUUAUUCAACAAUAAUCGAAGUUUAUAUUUUUAUUAAAAUAUUCAUCAGUUCUUCCAAUAAAAAAUUUAGAACACACAGAAAUAAUACUGAAACCAGUUAGAUGUAAAAAUAUUUCUCUAAAGAGUAUAUAUUCUUUUGAAGUCGCAACUUUCCAAUUUUUUGGAAAUUAAUAAUACAUUUCAAACAUAUUAUUCGGUUGAAAAAUCAGUAGAUCUAAAGAUAUUGACAGUUUAUCAGAACUUAUAGGCUAAUAAAACCAACAUAUCAACCCAAUAUUAUGCUAAUAUUAGUCUUGAUCGUGGAGGCGACAACUAACGCGCGAUAAAUUGCAAAAAUCUAUCCCGGAGUAGUUAGUGAUCACCUCCAGCCAUAUCAUCUCCUUAAUGAAGACAACCUCUAAUAUAUUUAGUCUUAUAAAUACGUGUUUCAAGUUAUUAACAACGUCUGUCACUGUAACAGGUAAGGGCCUGCGACGGCGCCGACGUGCGCCCCUUUAUCGUGGCAAACUAUAUGGACUAGUUUUAAAUUGUUCAAAGUAAAUAGAUCGUUAUAAAUAGCCUUAAUAUCGAGGAAACCGUUCCUAAUUGUUUUGAAAUUCCCUUUCACGGCGCGCGCUACUUUGCUUCCAUCAACUUCACUGUCCUCGUCAGUAGAAUCAACAGAACGGAGAGCUGCGCAUACAGCAGGGAUGAUGGAACGCGAUCGUUCCUUGUAGUGAUCGAGAUUCCAAGUCUGAAAUACGAUCCGGGAUUCCCUGCUGUCGUACGGAUUAAUGCUGUGACGUGGACUGUAAAGACAUUGUUCCUUAUCCCACCUGCCCUGGCACCGGAACGUCCCUUCCCUGUCACAGAGGCUGCUUUUCAUGUCGUCGUCGCCCCCGCCGUCCGCCCUAUCGAACCACUCGGGGUGGUCGGCUUUGGCGCUGAGCUUCGUCUUCUGGGCGUCGAUGCCCUUCAGCACCUCGGCGAGCUUGUAGACUUUGCUCUUCAUCUUCUCGGUGAAGAACUCCUGGAUCUUCUCGCCGGCGUUGAGGUACUCCUCGUUGACUUCCCGGAUGGUUUUGUAGAGGAUUUCGGCGUCGGUGGCGGCCCGCUCGCCGGCCAGCACCCAUAUCAGGAGCGUCUGCGACGGCAGAGUCUGGAAAUACUCUUCGCUUUCGAUGAUCGUCCCGUCGGUGGUUUGGAAGGCUAUCUGGCCGGGGGAGAAUUCCAGCUUGAAUUUGUCGAUGGUCUUCUUCUUCAGCUCGUCGAGGUUCUUCACGGCUAUACCGACUCUCACUUUUCGCUCGGAGUCUGUUACUUUGAAGCCCUUUGAAGCGCUAAAUACCUCACUUACCGGUUACCAAACGCACUAGAUUUAUGCAACAAUUAAGCGAAUAAAGUAUUUAAUUUUGAGCGAAUAUCGGAGCGUCUGUUUAGGAGGAGUUCCCGAGCCAACUGCGAUGUCUGCUACGUAGCGAAAUGCAGUUAUAUGCAAGUGCGACUCGCCGAAGGGUCCGCCACGAUUUAGGCCAAUGUCAGUGUCAACUGAAUUUCCCUUUCUCUGUCCUGCUUCCUGGUUCCAGGUUACGGGUCGAGCGGGCAGGCGCGCUGCGGAAAAUCCAUAUUUUUGGGAAGCCGGAAAUGUAAGGACGAAUCGUAGUUGCCAGGGAAAAUCACGUUGCUAUUUGAAGUUUUUAGGGGUAAUUUUAAAUUAGCUAAAAUCCGCUUCAUACUAUUUUGUUAUAUCAAUAAUUUAUUAUA